AGUAAAGUUGUGUGACACACAAUAGUCAACAAUUGACUUAUUAUACUAGGAGUUAAUACCACCACAACGGAGGAAAUGGAAUUAUAGUUUAAUUUUUUUUCCAUGAAAAUGUGGCGUUGUCUAAUCCUUCGGAUCGGACCCGAAGGUUGUUGACCCGUCGUGGAAAACUGGGAAACAAAAAAAAUAUUUAGUUAAAAAACGUUCAAACCAACCUGCUGUCCGUGUCUACUAAUAAGUCCUAAUUUAUGAACAGUUUAAAUCAAAAAUAAAACGAUCGAUAUCAUGGUGAAUAAGUGCAGUGUGACUUGUUGCAAAAGCCUGUACGAGAAGGACAAUGUCAAAGUUAGAUUACACAGAUUUCCUUUAUCGGAUCCAGAAAUACUACCUGCAUGGAUAGCUGCCACCGGCAGAGAAAAAGAUUGGAAACCUUGUAAAAGUAGUAGAUUGUGUGGUAAUCAUUUUGAAAAAUCUGAAUACAUAAUUGGCCAUGGCAAAGGUGUUUUAAAGACAAAAUCAGUCCCAACAAUUGAAUAUCGUGCAAAGGUUAUGAAAUACAACAAAAGGAAGCCAUUAAAUCCAAGUAAUGAUGAGGAGAAAACAAACAUAGAUUCAAAAAUCGAGUCAGAGGAUAUUAGUGAUACAAAUGUUGAAAUUGUUCAACUUGACUAUGAUGAUUUAAAUAAUGAACAUCAAAAUAAGGAUAAAAAUUGUGAAAAUGGAGAAUCAUAUUGUAAAAACAAAAGUGAUAAAAUAAAAGAUGAAAGUUGUACAAAAAAAAAUAAAUACCUUAAUUUUUCAAACUCUGAGAAUGGUCAUGAAAAUAAAGAUGAUUCUAAUUGUGACGAGGCCCCCAAAAAUGAAUAUGAAGAUUUCAACAAUGAAAUAAAAAAUGAUAUUUGUAACAGAGAAAACCAAUGUUACAUGUUUACAAGCAGUUUCAAAGAAGGUGUUGAACCUAUAGUUUUGACACCUCCAGAUGAUAAAUCAUCUGAAGGAACAUUAAGUUUGAAUUUUGACAAAUCAAUAGCGGAUUCAAAUUUUAAAAAAAUUAUGGCUUUAAGAUUGAAAAAACAACGACGGACUCAAGAUAUUUAUUCAUUGUACUUUAAGACUUUGAAGAAAAGAAACUUUCUUCUAAAACAUGAAAGGAAACGAAGUUCUUUUAACAAUGAUACAGUUUCAUUUGCUACUUUUAUAGAAGCUCAAAUGAAAGAUUUACGUAAAAAUAAAAAAGUUUAUUUAACUACAAAACACAAAAUUCAAAAAAUAUUAAUGAAAGCACAGCUUGAAAUAGAAAAUUUAGUCCAAUUUAAUCAAGUUUAAAAAUAAAAUUUUUAGUAAUUGUUUUUAUUUAAUUUUAAAAUAUUAUACUAUUAUUAUUAUACAUAGUGUAGAAAAAUUAUUAAUUUUAGAUUGUAGAAAAAUAUUUUUUUAAUAUGUAAACCUCA
This is a messenger RNA of Aphis gossypii (cotton aphid), 1448 nucleotides long. RefSeq lists its product as uncharacterized. The transcript is spliced from 6 exons. NCBI's taxonomy places the organism in Eukaryota, Metazoa, Arthropoda, Insecta, Hemiptera, Aphididae. The record is from RefSeq and is a predicted model, not a curated record. Bases 283 to 1323 code for a protein of 346 amino acids.